GUUGUUUGUCCGUUUUGGGCUGCCGUCCUGCAGAUCCGCCAUAUUGUCUGCUGAAGCUGCCGCCGCUGCCGCCGCCAAGUAGGAGCGAGCGGAGCCGCGAUGGAGACCAUGGCAAGCCCAGGGAAAGACAAUUAUCGAAUGAAGAGCUAUAAGAACAAUGCCCUGAACCCUGAGGAAAUGAGGCGAAGAAGAGAGGAAGAGGGCAUUCAGCUUCGGAAGCAGAAGCGGGAGCAACAACUUUUUAAACGGAGAAAUGUGGAGAUGAUUAAUGAGGAAGCGGCCAUGUUCGAUAGUCUCCUCAUGGACUCCUAUGUGAGCUCUACCACUGGGGAGAGUGUGAUCACAAGAGAGAUGGUAGAGAUGCUCUUUUCUGAUGACUCUGACCUGCAGUUAGCAACCACACAGAAAUUCCGGAAACUGCUCUCCAAAGAGCCUAGCCCUCCAAUAGAUGAAGUUAUCAACACUCCAGGAGUGGUGGAUCGGUUUGUGGAGUUUCUGAAGAGGAAUGAGAAUUGUACGUUACAGUUUGAAGCUGCCUGGGCUCUAACGAACAUUGCCUCUGGAACCUCUCAGCAGACCAAAAUUGUCAUUGAAGCAGGGGCUGUCCCCAUUUUUAUAGAGCUGCUUAACUCGGACUUUGAGGAUGUACAGGAACAGGCAGUCUGGGCACUGGGAAACAUAGCUGGAGACAGCUCCGUCUGCCGAGAUUAUGUCUUGAACUGUUCCAUCCUUAAUCCUUUGUUAACGCUACUUACAAAGUCCACACGACUGACGAUGACACGGAAUGCAGUCUGGGCCCUGUCAAACCUCUGCCGAGGGAAGAACCCACCUCCGGAGUUUGCAAAGGUCUCCUCUUGUUUGCCUGUGCUGUCUCGCCUACUUUUCAGCAGUGACUCAGACUUGCUGGCAGAUGCUUGCUGGGCCCUUUCUUAUUUGUCCGAUGGCCCCAAUGAGAAGAUACAGGCGGUCAUAGACUCUGGAGUCUGCAGAAGAUUGGUAGAACUUCUAAUGCAUAAUGAUUACAAAGUGGCUUCUCCUGCCCUGAGAGCUGUGGGUAACAUCGUCACUGGGGAUGACAUCCAAACCCAGGUCAUUCUCAACUGUUCAGCGCUCCCUUGCCUCCUCCACUUGCUGAGCAGCCCCAAGGAGUCAAUCCGGAAAGAAGCUUGCUGGACCAUUUCAAAUAUCACUGCUGGCAACAGGGCUCAAAUUCAGGCUGUCAUUGAUACAAACAUCUUCCCUGUGCUGAUCGAAAUUCUUCAGAAAGCAGAGUUCCGUACAAGGAAAGAAGCAGCCUGGGCUAUCACCAAUGCCACAUCUGGAGGAACCCCUGAGCAGAUCAGGUACUUAGUAUCACUGGGCUGCAUCAAACCCCUUUGUGACUUGCUGACUGUGAUGGAUUCAAAGAUUGUGCAAGUGGCCCUCAAUGGACUGGAGAACAUCCUUCGGCUUGGGGAGCAAGAGGGCAAGCGCAGUGGCUCAGGGGUCAAUCCCUACUGUGGCCUGAUCGAAGAAGCCUAUGGCUUGGAUAAAAUCGAAUUUCUCCAGAGCCAUGAGAACCAGGAGAUCUACCAGAAGGCCUUCGACCUCAUUGAGCACUACUUUGGUGUAGAAGAUGAUGAUAGCAGCCUGGCUCCCCAAGUGGAUGAAACGCAACAGCAGUUCAUAUUCCAGCAGCCUGAGGCCCCCAUGGAGGGCUUUCAGCUAUAAUGUCUGCCUCCGGGGAGGGGAUGGGAUGGGAAGCACCACCAACCAGCGGAAAAGCAGCCCUCUGGUGGGCGGGAAACCAGCUCCCCACCAUCAGCCACCACACACCUCUGCUGCCCUGGAAACUGUGCUCUUGACCUGCUCCACCCCCUUCCCUGGAGGGAGCACCCUCUGGACAGACAGAACCAUCUGAGGCUCAUAUUUGGGUUUUGUGACAAGAAGGGGACGUGUUGGGUUUUUCUUCCUUACACUAUAUUUUGGCUGCACAUAUGUCUUUAACCCAGGAGCCCAGGGGUAGACAAAGGAGGACUGAGGUAAUCAAUUUUGCACCUUUUUUAUUUUUAUUUUUUCUUUAGUAGUGACUUCCUUCCCUUUUAUCUUCCUUCAUCCUUCCCAGUUCUCUGCCCUGAUUUGUGUAACUCUUAUCUUGGGUACUUGAGCAGAUGGAAUAUUCCAGAAGUGGGGGUUGGGAGGGGAGGGGAGAAAUCCAAAAAAAGUGUUCUUGCUCUGACAGAAUAUUAAUCUUGUAUGCUUGGAUUGAGUUAUUUAAUUUUUUUUCUUUUGCACAUUUUUCUUGUAUUAAGAUUGCUCUUUCCAAGAACCAUGAGUUCCUGGUUUUAGGAAUCCCAGCUGCCAGCAUUGUCUGGGACUAGAGGCUGAAGGGGAGGUCACCAUGAGACAAAGGCCCUUCCCUCCCUCCCUCUAACCCCUGCCCAGACCUCUUUAGUUUGGGAGAUCCCCCUCACUCUCCUGGGCAAGUACACCAGUGGGAGUGGAGGGGAGGAGCACAGGCUUUUGAGACAGGGCUUCCCAUGUGUCGCUACUGAUCCCAUGUUUCCUACCCACCUUCCAAUGGUGCGACCCAACUUCAUUUGUUUACUUGAAAAUUCCCCUCAGAGUUGACCGAACCUCUGAGGUAGCUAUAUUUUCUCCUAAGCAUGAGACAGGGGGCUGUGAUCCUUCCUUUCUCCUGAGGAGAAAGUCCUUGCUCUGGUGACCCAUAAGUUGCAGAGGAGGUUGGAGUGAGAGUGUCCUGUAUUGGGAUAGCCAGGGAUCACUACCUUUGGCCUUUCUUCUUCCUCUUCCAUAGUUGUAUCAUGUAUAUUUUACUUCCAAAGGAGAAAAUGUCAAAAAGUUCUGUAUUUUUUUAUAUUCUAUAUAUUAGGUAAGUCAAUCUUGAUUGGUCUUGAGAGGAAGAAUUCUCUGUAAUUUCUGUAAGUAGGGUACUGUGAGGAAGACCAAAACGAAACGUGGAAGCUCCCUCACUUAGGAGGUCUGAGCUUGGUCUUUUCUUCUGUGCUUGGGUUCUGGGCCACCACCUGGGACCAACCCUUAGCUCUGGAACCUUUAUGUAGCAUGUCAACAUGGUCUGAUUGUCCCAUACCUGAAGGAAGCAAGGAUGACCUCAAGGUGUGGUGAAGUCUGCCACUCUCAUCUUUACUGCUGAGCAUCCUGCUUGCUUCAGGAAACCCAGAAAGCAGUCUGCCUUCUCAGAUUUGGUCUCAGAGGCCCUUGUUCACACAUGGCUGCCUCUCCUAUUAUCAUAGAAACUUAGCAGCCUCAGGACUUUAGUGAGAGUUAUAGAUAUCUUCCCUGUUUGGGAUCCUUGUACCUGGUUUGGGUUUUGCCCUUGUGACAAUUAUAAUCCUAAUGUCUAUUUUGUCUUUUCUCUUUGAGUGAAGCUAAUGCAAUGCCACAAUGGCUUGCCUAUGCUUUGGUGGAUUACAUAUGAGAGUAAAGCCCAGUUGUUGGGGAUGGGGUUAGAGAAAGUUGUUAGAUAAGUAAGUCAGCCAGCUAAGUAACUAUAGACCAACUGUGAGAAGGCACAGUCUGCCGUGUCCCUGCUUUCCUGCUAUGGUCAGUCAGUCAGAAGUGCCCUGCUCCAAGAUGUGUUUUCCCUUCCCCAGAAACAGUGCCAUUCUUGCUCCCAUUCCUACAUAUCUCUGGCUCAGGUGAAAUCCAUGCCCCUCUGCUUACAGAUCUCAAGUUCAGGUGCUCACUGUCAGCCAUUGGCCUUGAAUUUGCCCUCCUCCUAGUGUGAGAUCCAACUCCACAGCCAUUUUCUGAGAAAGGUGGCUUGGAGCUAUAGCUUAUCACUGAAAAGUCGUACCAAUGCUGUACCACUUGAGUGAGUCAGAUGCUAUUCUUCAGCUUGGGAAUGAUGACUCAACCCCCAGUCUCCCAGGUAGGCAAGAGGCAGGGCCUUUUUCACUUGGCCUGCUGACUUCAUUACGAAACUAUUCUAUAGUUCAAAGAAAAACCCCACCCUCACCCCCACCCCCACCCUUGUCCAAAGGGGAAAGCCCUUUAGUAGGAUCUACUUUGUACAUCUUAAGCAAUAGUUAAGUCCCUGACAUUGGGGCCAGUUUCUUACUGUGAGACAUACACAUCCUGCUUUUCCCAACUCUUCCUCCAAAAUCUACUUUCCCUUCAGAUCUGGGCCCUGUACCAGAGGGAAGAUUUUUGUUUCACUGGCUGCUGCUUAAAGCCCUUUUUUUCCAGGGACUUCAAAGGCUGAAGUCUCCCAGGGCACAACAUGAGGAGAGAUUUCUCAUCAGAUAAAAGUGGCCUCUAAGAGCUUUCCCUUUUUAGUGUCUUCCUCAGACCAUGUUUCCCAUUAUCUUCCUUUAACCCCUUCUAGUCAACAGGUGAAGUUCUUCCAGCCACAGAGCAGUGGCAUCAUCAUUUGUGUUUCUCCUCUCCUUUGGCCAUUUUGGGAAGCAAAGUAUUUCUUUAACCCAGGCUGGAUAGCCACUCUUCAUAGGCAGCUCCCAUCUGGACUCCAGACCCUGACCUAGGUAAGGUCAAAGGAUUUCUGGUAGAUUUCUGAAUAAAUGUUGCAGGGAUGGAGGGGCUGCCAGCCUGCUGUAGGGAAUAGCCUGAUAAGACAUGUUUUUGGAAUCUUCAUAUGUUGCCAUAUGGCUGAUAUGUCCAUUUUAAGAUCUCUGGUGGGGGUGGAGGUGUCUGGGUGUGGAUUAAGAGAAUAAGGAACCUUUUCUUAAAGUAUUCAAAUACUGUUUUAAAUAGUGCCAGCUAUUCUUUAUUGCCAGUCCCGUUGGGCAUCCCAUCCCCAAUUAAUCUUCCAGUACUAACAGAAUCUCUGGUCCUAGAAGCCUGCAUUAAGAUCGGAGCUUUCCCCGGUGACUACUUGGCCUUGGUGUUGGCUACACCUUCUAAUAGAACCACGUGGGUUCCACCUCAGCUGGCCAGCCUGGUUACUUGGGUCAUUGGGUAAAAAUGUCUCUUCCAAGGAGCAGGUAUUGAUGAUUUCAGCUUUCUGGGACCCUGGUGUUUCCUAUUACCUAGGACCCUUAAAUCUACUCUCCUUGCCUGGAAGGUACUUUCCAGGAGCCCACGUUUUUGGAGCUGAACUGCACAGAUUAUAGCUGCUACUAUAGUCAAGGAAGAGCAAAAGCAGGUUCUCAGGCACAGACUUUCUUUUUCUCGCAAGCCAAACCAGCUUAAAAGGAAGAAUGGUCUACAGAAUGAAAUGGAUUUCCAUUUUCUCAUGUCUGCCUGCCUUCCCCCUACAUUCUAGAGUUACUCCUGUUUCUAGCAAACUAGAAGGGAAGGUGAAUACCUGGCAAUACUUCCCUCCUCAUUCCACGUACCCCUCUUUAAAUGCCUCAGCUCAUAUGUUCAGGCCACAUCUCUUCUCCUGAGACUCACUUAGCUUGUUGUCCAUCAUCUUGGGUAUUCCUCUAUAGAUUCGUCUUGUGGGCUCAGAUUCUGAAUUCUCAACUGAAAGCAGGUAGGUAGCCAGAUUCUCCAGGUCCCUACAGACGCUAUAGGGACCUGUAGGGAAAACAGGCUGGCUGAGGGCCUCAGGAAAUGUGUGUGGCUGUCUGCCUCCCUGACAGGCUGGGGAAGGGUGCAAGGCUCAGUGCACUGAAUCACAGGAAGAUGCUCCUAACAAGUAGCAACAUCUUCCAGGUAGGACUAUCCUAGAAGUGAGUAAGUGUGAGACUGAGAAAUUGCUCAGAGUAGGUUUAUUCUGUAGCCAUUUUAGGAUUCUAGACCAAUCUUGUCCAGUAUUUUUUCUGUAUCUUAACUUCUGGAUUCUUAUGUUAAACCAGCAAGGUGAGAUUGUGGCCCUGUGGAGAUCCAUGUUGUAGGAAUAAGCUGCUCUUUGGCCAAGACCUUCAUUAAUGAUUUAGUCAUCUUUUUGUCUAUCCCCCAGCCCUACCCCAGAUUAAGACCAUAGCAAGGGAAGAAUUUGAGGUCAGCAACCAACCAAGUCUGAAUAAAGCUGUUAUUUUUCCUCUGAGGGCAUUUUGCCUCAGGCCUAGGUUAUUUGCAGAACCAAGACUAGGUAUGAGAGUUAGAAGAGACAGCAUUAAAUUUUGGGCCCAGAACACCCCAGAAGAAAGGUUUGUGUAGUGUUAUAAAAGUUUGUGUAGUGUGUAGUUUGGGCCUACCUCGCUAUUUCUGGGCCAGCCUGACUGCUGAUGUCCACGUUAGAACAUAUCUGAACCCCUCUGCUAAAUGCUAGCCCUGCUCCCCUGUGUAGGUCAUAUUUUCAGCCCCUAGGUUUGAGGACAGAAAAUCUUGCCAUGUCCUGGGGCAAUGAAGGAAGGCAAAGCUCAGAUCCUGAGACUGGCUAGGAAUCUCUAACUCAGAGGAUGGCUUUGACAGUCCACCUCUAUGAGAACCCUCAGGCCCUGUCCUUGGGUAUUGGCUCUUUUAGCCAACUUUUGUGGGAACUGCCUUUGAAUGAACCACUAAAGAAGCAAUGGGGGUAUGAGGUCCCAGCUACCCAAGACAAACCAGAUGUCCCUCAAAAGCAGUUUGGGUUCCCAGCUACAGACCCUGCGAGGGUGAAUCAAACCCUUUUUCUCACUGGUUUUUUCUUUCCAAAUUCAUUUGCUUCUAAUUUUCCAUGAACUAUAAACUCUGGCUAUUUUCUAUGUUCUCAGGACCCCUGGGUAGAUGACAAAGCUUGAUUUCAGAGCAGACAUAGGCCAAGAAACCGUGGCAUUGAGUGUGCUGAGUCCAGACAAAUGAUAUUUAUAUACACAUCCAAAUUUGAAGAGAAAAUGUAUUUCUUUAGGUUUCAAACACUGUAAUAGAUAUAAAGCAAAAAUAAAAACC
This is a messenger RNA of Molossus molossus (Pallas's mastiff bat), 6798 nucleotides long. RefSeq names its product karyopherin subunit alpha 6 (gene KPNA6). Lineage: Eukaryota; Metazoa; Chordata; Mammalia; Chiroptera; Molossidae. Gene Ontology annotation, biological process: NLS-bearing protein import into nucleus. The coding region runs from base 100 to 1710 and encodes 536 amino acids. The record is from RefSeq and is a predicted model, not a curated record. The transcript is spliced from 14 exons. Gene Ontology annotation, cellular component: nucleus; cytoplasm; nucleoplasm. Gene Ontology annotation, molecular function: nuclear import signal receptor activity; protein binding.